Messenger RNA from Dendrobium catenatum, 2491 nucleotides. Its product is annotated as DNA topoisomerase 6 subunit B. The transcript has 19 exons. The record is from RefSeq and is a predicted model, not a curated record. Gene Ontology annotation, molecular function: DNA binding; DNA topoisomerase type II (double strand cut, ATP-hydrolyzing) activity; ATP binding. Lineage: Eukaryota; Viridiplantae; Streptophyta; Magnoliopsida; Asparagales; Orchidaceae. Gene Ontology annotation, biological process: DNA topological change. Gene Ontology annotation, cellular component: cytosol; small ribosomal subunit. The coding region runs from base 262 to 2286 and encodes 674 amino acids.
CUAUAAUAGCAGAGGUAAUUUGGAACACCGUGAAUUGCAGUAGAAAAAUCGUUCGUCAAAAUUUUUUUAUGCAUCUCCAGCUCUACCGCAGAAAUCUGAAACACUGUAAAAUCCUAGGCCAAAACCCUAAUCCAGAUCCGAUUUGUUGAACUUCACCGUAUUUUAGGAUCCUUAGGGUUCGCUGGAGUUGGCGCCUUAGGGUUUUCACAUUCUCUGAUCUACUUUCAGCUACCAGUAUUGAUCUACCUUGAUCGAAUUCUCAUGGGUGACAAUGGAGUUAGUGAGAUCUUUCAGGAGCCAAAGAAGGGAAAGUUUAAGACUCCCAAGAAGGCAAAGGAGAGUGUUCUGAAGCAGAAAUCCCCCGCGGAGUUCUUCGCCGAAAACAAGAACAUCGCUGGUUUCGACAAUCCUGGAAAAUCGCUAUACACAACAGUGCGCGAGCUUGUUGAGAAUUCAUUGGAUUCAGCCGAGUCUAUUAACGAGCUCCCAUCCAUUGAGAUUACAGUAGAAGAGAUCAAUAAAAUGGAGUUUAAUACCAUGAUUGGUCUUGUUGAUCGGGAGCGUGUCGAUGAAGAGCUGUAUGAUGAUUUCGAGUCUGCCAAAGUUCGUGAGAAACGUCUUGCCAAAGAAGCUCGACUUCAAGAAAUUCAGGCAAAGAAUGCUUCCCUUGGAAAGAAGGCGAAGGAGCCUUCAACUAACACCAAGGGACCUAAAGGUAGAGGUGAAACAUCAUUCUUCAAGGUUAUCUGCAAGGAUAAUGGACGAGGAAUGCCACAUGAUGAUAUCCCAAAUAUGUUUGGCAGAGUUUUAUCUGGUACAAAAUAUGGUUUGAAGCAAACUCGUGGGAAAUUUGGACUUGGUGCCAAGAUGGCUUUGAUCUGGUCCAAGAUGAGCACUGGACUACCUAUUGAGAUUUCAUCCGCCAUGAAAGGCCAGAAUUACACUUCUUUUUGUCGACUAGAUAUUGAUAUUCACCGAAACAUCCCUCACAUCCAUUUGCAUGAGAAAAGGGAAAACAAGGAACAUUGGCAUGGAGCUGAAAUUCAAGUUAUCAUCGAGGGUAACUGGACAACUUAUCGAUCAAAGAUAUUACAUUAUAUGCGUCAGAUGGCCGUAAUUACUCCUUAUUCUGACUUUCUAUUUAAAUAUUUUUCUCACGCUGCAGACAAAAACAUGACGAUUAAAUUUGCACGGAGAACUGAUGUCAUGCCACCCGUCCCUCUUGAGACAAAGCACCACCCAUCUGCUGUCGACUUACUUCUCAUUAAGCGUCUCAUCUCUGAAACAUCCAAGCCAAACCUUUUACAGUUUCUUCAACAUGAAUUUGUAAACAUUAGCAAGUCUUAUGCUGAACGUUUGAUUGGGGAAAUGGGCCCGGAUUUUAGUCCUAAGAUGUUUGUCAAAAGUUUGACGUCCCAACAAAUUGUUCGAAUUCAUCAGUUGUUUCGCCAGGCUAAAUUUGAUGACCCAAGUGGUGAUUGCCUUAGUCCUGCAGGGGAAUAUAAUCUUCGUUUGGGGAUCAUUAAGGAGCUGCAGCCCGACAUGGUUGCUACUCAUGCUGGCAGCCCGCAGGUCUUUGAAGGCCAUCCAUUCAUUGUUGAAGCUGGAAUAAGCUUGGGUGGAAAAGAUGUCAAACAAGGUGUCAACAUUUUUCGCUUCGCAAAUCGCAUUCCACUUCUUUUUGAGCAAGGUGCUGACGUGGUCACAAGGACUGCUUCAAAGAGAAUCAAUUGGAAUAGCUAUAAGAUUAAUCAGAUGCAGGAUAAAAUAGGAGUUUUUGUAAGCAUAGUAAGCACAAAAAUACCCUUCAAAGGAACCGGGAAGGAGUAUAUUGGUGAUGAUAUCACUGAAAUUUCCUCUGCUGUUAAGUCUUCCAUUCAGCAGUGUUGUAAUCAACUUAAAUCCAAGAUUAUGAAGAAACUUCAGGCUCGGGAAAGGCAAGAUCGAAAACGGAAUUUAACCAGGUACAUACCUGAUGCUUCAAGAGCUGUAUAUCAAAUUCUCGAAGAAAUGACACGUGAUAAUGAACCAAAGCGUCAGCGCUAUGACGAAAAGGAUGCUGAACUUCUAGAUAAAAUAGAAUCUGAACAAAUAACUGAGAAAACUCUUAGGGAUAAUCUAACCCAGCAUAUUGAGAAGGUGGAUUAUGAGAUGGCAUUGGAGUAUGCGACACAAAGUGGAGUAAGCGAGGAACCUCGGGAAGAUAUUUAUUUGAAUGCACUGGAAAAUUUGCCAGAUUUUGUUGACUUCCACAGCCCGGUAUUUGUUCUCAGAUUAAUUCCAUAGGUAAAUUCUUGAAUCUAUUUGCCCGUUUAUUAAUGCAUUCCUGUUUAACUUUUUCCAAAGAGAAUAACUCUGUGAAGCUUAUCAUCAUUUCACCUGUAAAUUAAAACCAGCUGAAAAUUCUUCUGGAAUUGGGAGCUACUUAAGUCGUUAUUGAAAAUAAUAAGAAUUUAUUAGAAAUGAAAGUGAUUUAAAAUAUCUGUGUUAA